This is a messenger RNA of Pipistrellus nathusii (Nathusius's pipistrelle), 3231 nucleotides long. NCBI's taxonomy places the organism in Eukaryota, Metazoa, Chordata, Mammalia, Chiroptera, Vespertilionidae. The record is from the annotation of a GenBank genome assembly.
AUGGGCAACGCGGGGAGCAUGGAUUCGCAGCAGACCGAUUUCAGGGCGCACAGCGUGCCUUUGAAGCUGCCGAUGCCCGAGCCAGGUGAACUGGAGGAGCGGUUUGCCAUCGUGCUGAAUGCUAUGAACCUGCCCCCUGACAAAGCCAGGUUGCUGCGGCAGUAUGACAAUGAGAAAAAGUGGGAACUGAUUUGUGAUCAGGAACGGUUCCAGGUGAAGAAUCCUCCCCACACGUACAUUCAGAAGCUCAAAGGCUAUCUGGACCCAGCUGUAACCAGGAAGAAAUUUAGACGGCGUGUUCAAGAAUCCACACAAGUGCUAAGAGAACUGGAAAUUUCCUUAAGAACCAACCAUAUCGGAUGGGUCAGGGAGUUUUUGAAUGAAGAAAACAAAGGCCUCGAUGUCCUGGUGGAGUAUCUGUCGUUUGCGCAGUACGCGGUAACUUUUGACUUUGACAGCGUGGAAAGCACCGUGGAGAGCUCGGUGGACAAAUCAAAGCCCUGGAGUAGGUCCAUCGAGGACCUGCACAGAGGCAGCAACCUGCCCUCCCCCGUGGGCAACAGUGUGUCCCGCUCCGGAAGGCAUUCUGCACUGCGAUAUAAUACUUUGCCGAGCAGAAGAACCUUGAAAAAUUCAAGAUUAGUGAGUAAGAAGGAUGACGUGCAUGUCUGCAUCAUGUGUUUACGUGCCAUCAUGAAUUAUCAGUAUGGUUUCAACAUGGUCAUGUCUCAUCCACAUGCUGUCAACGAGAUUGCACUAAGCUUGAACAACAAGAAUCCAAGAACAAAAGCCCUUGUGUUGGAACUGUUGGCAGCCGUUUGUCUUGUCAGAGGCGGGCAUGAAAUCAUUUUAUCAGCUUUUGACAACUUUAAGGAGGUUUGUGGAGAAAAGCAGCGCUUUGAGAAGUUGAUGGAACAUUUCAGGAAUGAAGACAAUAACAUCGAUUUUAUGGUGGCCUCUAUGCAGUUUAUUAAUAUUGUAGUCCAUUCAGUAGAAGAUAUGAAUUUCAGAGUUCACCUCCAGUAUGAAUUCACCAAGUUAGGCCUGGACGAAUACUUGGAUAAGCUGAAACACACGGAGAGCGACAAGCUGCAGGUGCAGAUCCAGGCGUACCUGGACAACGUGUUCGACGUGGGGGCCCUGCUGGAGGACGCGGAGACCAAGAAUGCAGCCUUGGAAAGGGUGGAGGAGCUGGAAGAAAACCUCUCUCAUUUGUCUGAGAAGCUGCAAGACACGGAGAACGAAGCCAUGUCCAAGAUCGUGGAGCUGGAGAAGCAGCUCAUGCAGAGGAACAAGGAGCUGGAUGUGGUUCGAGAAAUCUACAAAGAUGCAAAUACCCAGGUUCACACGUUAAGGAAAAUGGUCAAAGAGAAAGAAGAAGCCAUUCAGAGACAGUCGACCCUGGAGAAAAGGAUCCAUGAACUGGAAAAACAAGGGACCAUUAAGAUUCAGAAGAAGGGGGACGGGGACAUCGCCAUCCUGCCGGUCGUGGCUCCCGGCACACUGUCUGGGGGCUCGGACGCCGCGGGGGGACCAGUAACGGGGGCCGCCGCCUCGGGGCCCUUGCCCCCUCCCCCACCUCUACCUCUGGUGUCAGAUGCGCCUGAAGCCGUGCAAAACGGUCCGGUGACACCACCUAUGCCCCCGCCCCCGCCUCCCCCACCCCCGCCUCCCCCACCCCCUCCGCCGCCUCUGCCGGGUCCCGCCUCGGAGACUGUGCCAGCGCCGCCUCUACCGCCACCCCUUCCUCCUUCUGCACCCCCGCUGCCCGGGAUGUCUUCACCCACGGUGGUUUUCAACUCAGGAUUAGCAGCUGUGAAAAUUAAGAAGCCCAUCAAGACGAAAUUCAGAAUGCCAGUCUUUAACUGGGUUGCCCUGAAGCCAAAUCAGAUCAACGGCACAGUCUUCAAUGAGAUCGAUGAUGAGCGGAUUCUGGAGGAUUUAAAUGUGGAUGAAUUUGAGGAAAUAUUUAAGACCAAAGCCCAGGGUCCUGCCAUUGAUCUUUCCUCAAGCAAACAGAAGAUAACGCAGAAGGGAUCCAACAAGGUGACGCUCCUGGAAGCAAAUAGGGCCAAAAACCUUGCCAUCACUUUAAGGAAAGCUGGAAAGACCGCCGACGAGAUCUGUAAAGCCAUUCACGUCUUCGACUUGAAGACGCUGCCUGUGGACUUUGUGGAGUGCUUGAUGCGGUUCUUGCCGACCGAGAACGAGGUGAAGGUGCUCCGGCUCUACGAGCGGGAGAGGAAGCCGCUGGAGAACUUGUCGGACGAGGACCGCUUCAUGAUGCAGUUCAGCAAGAUCGAGCGGCUCAUGCAGAAGAUGACCAUCAUGGCCUUCAUCGGCAACUUCGCCGAGAGCAUCCAGAUGCUCACGCCGCAACUGCACUCCAUUAUAGCAGCAUCUGUCUCUAUAAAGUCGUCUCAAAAACUCAAGAAAAUUCUGGAGAUCAUCUUGGCCCUUGGGAACUACAUGAACAGCAGUAAACGAGGAGCAGUUUAUGGAUUCAAGCUUCAGAGUUUAGAUCUGCUUUUAGACACAAAGUCGACAGACCGGAAGCAAACACUGCUGCACUACAUAUCCAAUGUCGUCAAGGAGAAGUACCAGCAGGUGUCCCUCUUUUACAACGAGCUGCAUUAUGUGGAGAAAGCUGCGGCAGUCUCCCUGGAGAACGUCUUGCUGGACGUGAAGGAGCUGCAGAGGGGCAUGGACCUGACCAAGCGCGAGUACACCAUGCACGACCACAACACGCUGCUGAAGGACUUCAUCCUCGGCAACGAGGGGCGGCUGAAGAAGCUGCAGGACGACGCCAAGAUCGCGCAGGACGCCUUCGAUGACGUGGUGAAGUAUUUUGGAGAAAACCCCAAGACGACGCCCCCCUCUGUCUUCUUUCCUGUGUUCGUCCGGUUUGUGAAGGCCUACAAGCAAGCGGAGGAGGAGAACGAGCUGAGGAAGAAGCAGGAGCAGGCGCUCAUGGAGAAGCUCCUGGAGCAGGAGGCUCUGCUGGAGCAGCAGGACCCAAAGUCUCCUUCUCACAAAUCAAAGAGGCAGCAGCAGGAGUUGAUCGCAGAGUUAAGAAGGCGUCAAGUGAAAGAUAACAGGCACGUGUACGAAGGGAAGGACGGUGCCAUUGAGGACAUCAUCACAGCUUUAAAGAAGAAUAAUAUCACUAAAUUUCCAAAUGUUCACUCGAGGAUCUUAGAAACCAACCAUACAGACGAGCCGAUGCGGUGA